This is a messenger RNA of Erpetoichthys calabaricus (reedfish), 4157 nucleotides long. RefSeq names its product regulator of G-protein signaling 22. The transcript is spliced from 26 exons. Lineage: Eukaryota; Metazoa; Chordata; Cladistia; Polypteriformes; Polypteridae. Gene Ontology annotation, biological process: regulation of signal transduction. Bases 34 to 3879 code for a protein of 1281 amino acids. Gene Ontology annotation, molecular function: G-protein alpha-subunit binding. The record is from RefSeq and is a predicted model, not a curated record.
AUUUCUCAGGAGGACUACUUGGCUACAGAUGACAUGUUUGUUGACUACUUUAAUGAGUUCUUAAGUCUUCCGCAUUUUUUUGAGCCUGUCAGAUUUAAUAAAGACAUUGGAGCAUUUGAAAUUGUCAAUGAUGCAGAGGAGACUCUAACUAAUAGGAUAAAAGCCUUACUUUACAACUAUAAACCAAAGCAUCCUGUUUAUGAUGUGAUUAGAAAAACAACGCAACAAUUUCUUCAGCUAAAACCAGAACCAAAUCCUGAACUUGAGAUUGACAACAGCUAUAUUGUUAAGACGUUGGAGCGUGAACAAGGGCUUGCUUGGGUAAGGAAAGAAAGGCUUCCCUAUUUUUUACAAAGUGACUGCUACUUUGAAUACAGGAUUGCCAAGUUGCUUUCUCAAGUGGAAUGCAGUGCUGCAGGAAUGAAGUUGCAGAUAGAUUCAGGUUAUCGCCCCUGGUCUGUGACAAAAAAAAUUAGCCCCCCUUCCUCGUCAGAAAGUGAAAUGGAACUGAUUAUGAGGAAGUACUAUGCCUCUCUUGGUCAGACCUCAUUUACUCAGAGCAAAGAAUGGUUUACAUUGGCAAAAAGAGACCAAGAAAUGGUUACCACGCAGUCCUUGCAGAUACCUUUAACCUCUAUUCAGACGCGUGAAGAUUUACUGCUUCAUCAGAAAAAAUCUUGCCACCUUAGUAUCUCAGAGAGUCUUGGCAUGGAGUUAGUUGAGGAUGUCACAAGUAGGGUGGAUGAAGAUUUCAGCACUGCUGAUUCUUUUAAAGGCAGUGGGAUGGCCAGCAGCUACCACAUUAAGAAAUCUAAGAGUAUAGAUGAUGAAUGCUUUGCUUCUGUCCCAGAUUCUCCUUCUCAUGCACCACACUCCGCAUUUAUGGAAUUCAGAUCAGAAAGUGCCAUUGAAGCUGAGAAGCCUACACAGCUCUCUGAAGAAAAGAGCUAUGAAAUGGAAACCCAGAGAGUUCUUGUGGAGGAGAAAGCAUAUGCAUCAGAACAUGAAAGUUUACAUAGUUCUGAAUUGUGGAGCGAUGAAGAACCGGAAGAUGUUGAUGGUGAAGCUUAUGAUGAUGGCCAUAGUAUAGGACCCAAGUAUUACAAAUUUCUUACUCGAAAGGCAGUUGAAAAGUUUAAGUCUUUCCUGCACGGAACUCUGGGUGAGAAAUAUUGGCAUCUGUGGAUGGAUAUUGAAAGGUUAAAGGCUAUUAAAGACACAAGAUGGAAAUACAGCCAUUUGCGCAAGUUAAAAAACAACUAUCUGAUGAGUAUUGGGGAGUAUUUCUUGACUAGUGAAGUUCUUUCAAGGCUGACCCUUUCCUCAUCCUCUCACUGGACAGAGAAACGUCUUAAUGACAUUCAGCCAGAAGUCACCAAACAACUUCUUUUAUAUUGGGGUCCAAGGUAUUACAUAACUCAGUUUAUUCCUAAUAGAAACGCAAGUGCCAUGUUGAAAUUGUGGAAGGAAAGACAGUUGCGGCCCAAAAUCAACAUUGAUCCCUGUCCACCAACUAUAACUUUACUGCCUCUCAGAGCAAAAUCCUGCAUACCAAAAAGUAACUUGACAUCAUUAACACAGAUAUUGAAUGUCAUACAAAAAAAGGGAUCAGGAAAAUCAGUAAGAUCAGAUAUAUCUACACCAAAGCCCAAAGAACUGUUAUCAAUUAGCUUGGAAACAUCUAAAAGUACCUUGAGUCCAAUUUUAAGCAAAAUUGUUUCUAAACCAGGAGUUGUCAAGGAGCGACAAAGGAUGCACUCAGCAGGUAGUCUAACAUCAUGUUCCUAUGAGUCAACAAUCAGUACCUUUUCUGAAUCCAGUAAAGAUGAUAAAGAGGACCUUUCAGAAACACUGUCCAUUCAAAGCAAUACAGAGAGCCCAGUACUUGGAGGGGCUCAAAUGGAGAGGCUGCUUCAGGCUCUUUAUCAUGAUCCAAGAGCUGGAUAUUUUUUCACAAACUUUUGCAUAUGUUCAGGGAACAAGGUUUGGAAGAAUGGAGUACAUUUUUGGUUUGACCUUCAGGAAUACCACAGACUAUUUUAUCAGGAAACCUUCAGUCCUUUUAAGCUAGGACGACAGUCGCAGUUCUUGUAUUCCACAUACAUUCAAUUUGGUGGACCAAUGGACAUCGCCGUUGACCUGGACAGUCAGUACACCAUGUACCAGAAACUAGACCCACCUUUUGAGGAUCUUUUUGACAUAGCUGAGGAGUACAUUUUAACAAUGCUCUUGAUACCAUGGAUGCAAAUGUUAGAAUCUGACAAGACAAACUUCAAAAAGCAGGUAGAACUGAUGGAAGAAACACGUUAUCUAGAUUCAGUCUACUACAGAAAACUUCAAGCACUUAGACAAAAGAAUACAAGUCUGCAGAAGCAAGUCAGUAGCACACCUGAGCCAAGUCUAUCAGAGUCACCAGCUCUUUCAGGACGCAGCUUGUGGGGUGAUGUCCCAGAGCAGUUUAGAAAUGUUAAUCUGAACACUCUGUUGCGUAACCGAACAGAACUGGAACAUUUCAGUAACUUCUUACCAGACGGAGAACCCAGUAUGGACUUGAGGUGUUGGAUGGACAUUGAACAGUAUCGAAGAAUGCCUCACAAAGAUAAGACAAAAAGAGAAGACAAAGUCAAGGAAAUAAAGAACAAGUAUAUGAACAAAAAGUAUUUCUUUGGCCCAAACAGUCCAGCUUCCCUGGAUCAACAACAACAGGUGAAGCACUUAGCAGGGGGUGCUGGGAAGAUAGCAGUGGGUGCUGGGAAGAUCAUCAAAGAAAAAAUGUCUGCUCCUGCUUUAGUAGCAGUGCAGAAGCAUGCGCAAAAUCGCAUUGAGAAAAAGUGGCUGCCUCAGUAUCUGGCCACUCCAAACUUUUCUGAGAGGCAAAAGAAUAAGCUGGAAAUGGAAGAUGUUGAUGAAGAGAGUCAAGUUCCUAAAAGUAAAAAGAAAAAGGAAGCAUGGAAGGAUGUUGACAGUAAUUGGAUUUCUUCAUCCAAAGAAGCCAUUGCCUUCAGGAAAGCUCUGUCAAAUAAAGCCACCUGUCAACAAUUCCAACACUUUGUAUCAUUAAAGGGUGAUUAUUUGGAAAAUGGGGUUCUGUUCUGGCUGGAAGUACAGAAAUACAAGGACUUGUGCCAUUCCCACUGUGAUGAUGCUGUUAUUCAGAACAAAAUUACAACUAUUGUGAACUGCUUUAUUAACUCUAGCAUCCCACCUGCACUGCAAAUUGAUAUCCCCCCAGAGCAAGCAGAACGGAUCCUGUUGAAGAGAAGAGAACUAGGUCCUUAUGUUUUCCAAGAAGCAGAGACAACUGUUUUUGGCGUACUAUUCAAACUCUGGGGUGACUUUUGUAACUUUAAAAGCAAUGUUGAAGAACAGAAGGUGUUGUCGACUCUUGAAAAGAAAAAGGUGAAGCAAUUAGAGAAAUUGAAGAGGAGGAUGAAAGAAGAGGAAAAGCGAAUUAAGGGUCAAGGGGAGCCACAGCCUAUCCCGGCAGUAUUGGGUGCAGGGCAGGAACCAGCCCGGGAUGGGAAGGCAGUCCAUCGCAGGGAAGUAAAAGACAGCAGGAAAAAGGCAAGCAUUGCUGAAGAUUUAUUCGGUGAUCGUGAAAGUAUGUUUAUUGGCAGCCUUUUGGGAGGACAUGGAUUAAAAGAUUUGGGACAUGAUGCUUAUAAUUUACAAAUGUCUUGGUCAUACUCAAAAUACAUGGAGGCUUUAGAACAGGAGAGGUUAUUAUUACAGAUGCAUAGCGAGCAUGAGAGAGCAUCAUCUACUGUGUCUUCAAAUCCAGAGACAUCAUCAGUCCACAGCUCUAAAUCUGAAGCCACCAGAAGGACAAAACAAUCCACUGUGUCAAUUAAACCUCAUGGCAUGUCCCUAGUAUCCUGAAGGAUGUUUUCCGGAUAGUCCAGUCAAAUAUAGUUUCAUGGGCUGGACGUCCUAGUUAGUAUUCACUGGAUAAAGCCCACAAAGAAUGUCACAUUCAUUUUUUUUAAAUAUUUGCUUAGCUAUGGGAAUUAGUAUGCAUUUGAAUUGCUAUUCCCAAUAGAGUCUGAUUACAGAGAAGACUGAUAUACCACAAACUUGGUAUAGUUGAGUGAACUCAGUAGCUUUUUGUGCAGGAGUCAUUCAGUUGUCUAGGACAGGGGUAGGCAACGUCGGUCCUG